Messenger RNA from Batrachochytrium dendrobatidis JAM81, 270 nucleotides. RefSeq lists its product as uncharacterized. Lineage: Eukaryota; Fungi; Chytridiomycota; Chytridiomycetes; Rhizophydiales. The transcript has a single exon. The record is from RefSeq and is a predicted model, not a curated record. The coding region runs from base 1 to 270 and encodes 89 amino acids.
AUGAUUGACAAGUUGGCACAGUUUGCACCUGACAAAAAGACGGACAAGAAUCAAUCAGUGUUUGAAUACCAAUCUGAAAGACUGAUCCAGUGUUUGAUUUCUGCUCGUAUAUUUGUUCUGAAAACACUCCGUGAAACAAAUCCCGAUCUCAAGCCUUUUACAUGGCUAUGCAUUCAAACAAGUAUACAAACUGGUGUACUCUUUUGUAAAAUAUUCAAACAUCUAUCUGAGCUUCUUGGUCUGCGUUUGGUAAAGUCUAUCAAGAGUUGA